CAUUAGGGCUCCGGCCCCAGGAGGCGGCUCCGGAGGGGCGGGCGGGUUCCACCCCCGGCUGGCCGCGCGCCCGCGCCUCCCAAUUCCCGGAGCAGGGCGCGGGCUCCCGGCGGCAGUCGGCGGCUCCGCUCCCGCCUGGGCGUCUGGGCUCUGGGCCAGGGCGGGCUGGGAGCGGCGGCGGCGGCGGCUCGGGGCCGCGGAAACCACGGAGGGCGGCGGCCUGGGCCAGCCAAGCCAUGGCGGCUCCGGAGCCGGCGCCGAGGCGGGGCCGGGAGCGGGAGCGGGAGGAUGAGAGCGAGGACGAGAGCGACAUCCUGGAGGAGAGCCCUUGCGGCCGCUGGCAGAAGCGGCGGGAGCAGGUGAACCAGGGGAACAUGCCAGGGGUCCAGAGCACCUUCCUGGCCAUGGACACUGAGGAGGGGGUGGAGGUGGUGUGGAAUGAGUUGCACUUCGGGGACAGGAAGGCUUUCGCAACCCAUGAGGAGAAGAUCCAGACCAUGUUUGAGCAGCUGGCGCUGGUAGACCACCCCAACAUUGUCAAGCUGCACAAACACUGGCUGGAUGCCUCGGAAGCCCGGGCACGGGUCAUCUUCAUCACCGAGUACGUGUCGUCAGGCAGCCUCAAGCAAUUCCUCAAGAAGACCAAGAAAAACCACAAAGCCAUGAACGCCCGGGUAUGGGGAGUGGGACAGGGCUGCGCUGGGGAGCUGGGUGAGGGGCAGCUCCGGGGACCUGAACGGGCCGGGGCCAGGUCAGGGAUGCGAGGUGAGGGUGCAGGGUGGGCGCCAAAGGCCCAGCUGCCUCUCCCGCACCGGUCGGACAGAGUCCAUCCGCCACCAGGCCUGGAAGCGCUGGUGCACACAGAUCCUGUCGGCGCUCAGGUGAGGGUCUGGGCUCACCCCGCCACACGCCUACGGCCCCCAGUGACCCCUGACCCGACCACACGUGCUCUCCUUUCCCCCUGCAGCUUUCUACACGCCUGCAACCCCCCCAUCAUCCACGGGAACCUGACCAGCGAUACCAUUUUCAUACAACACAAUGGCCUCAUCAAGAUUGGCUCUGUGUGGCACCGCAUCUUCUCCAAUGCGCUCCCAGAUGAUCUCCGAAGCCCUAUCCACGUGGAGCGUGAGGAACCACGGAACCUGCACUUCUUCCCACCAGAGUACGGCGAGGUUGCUGAUGGCACUGCCGUGGACAUCUUCUCCUUUGGGAUGUGUGCACUGGAGAUGGCUGUGCUGGAGAUCCAAGCCAAUGGAGACACCCGGGUCACAGAGGAGGCCAUCACUCGCGCCAGGCACUCCCUCAGCGACCCCAACAUGCGGGAGUUCAUCCUCUCCUGCCUGGCCCGGGACCCCAGCCGGCGGCCCUCAGCCCACAACCUCCUCUUCCACCGCGUGCUCUUCGAAGUGCACUCCCUGAAGCUCCUGGCGGCUCACUGCUUCCUCCAGCACCAAUACCUCAUGCCUGAGAACGUGGUGGAGGAAAAGACCAAGGCGGUGGACCUGAAUGCAGUCCUGGCGGAGCUUCCCCGGCCGCCCCGGCCCCCACUGCAGUGGCGGUACUCAGAGGUCUCCUACCUGGAGCUUGACAAAUUCCUGGAGGAUGUCAGGAAUGGGAUCUACCCACUGAUGAACUUUGCCGCUGCUCGACCCCUGGGGCUUCCCCGGGUGCUGGCGCCACCGCCUGAGGAGACCCAGAAGGCCAAGACCCCGACACCGGAACCUUUUGACUCAGAGACCAGAAAGGUGAUCCAGAUGCAGUGCAACCUGGAGAGAAGUGAGGACAAGGCCCGCUGGCAUCUCACUCUGCUUCUGGUGCUGGAGGACCGGCUGCACCGGCAGCUCACUUACGACCUGCUCCCAACGGACAGUGCCCAGGACCUUGCUGCCGAGCUGGUACACUACGGCUUCGUUCACGAGGAUGACCGGACCAAGCUGGCUGCCUUCCUGGAAAGCACCUUCCUCAAGUACCUUGGAGCUCAGCCGUGACCUCCCAACCCCAGCCCCUAGGGACCAGCCCCGGCAGCCCACAUGGGGAAGCUCAGCAUUGGCCCAGGGUUCAGAGGACCAGGGGCUGUCUUCUGCUUACAUGCUGGGGGCUGAUGACCAAACACCUGCCUUCUACAGCUUCCAAGGAGGCCCUGGAGUGGGGUGGGGAAGGUGGUGGCUUUGGAGCUACAGGGGGACGAUCAGGGGGUGAAGGAGCCUAGGUUGGGGGUCAGGGGAGUCGUUAGGUCCCACAUGUCCUUAGGAUCAGGAUCCCCCCCCCCCCCCCCCCACCUAGCCAGCUUCCACAACUCAGAAUCCCUUCCCGUGUCCACCACUUCCUGGCCAAGAGCUCUCCCCCAACCCCAGGAUUAUCUGGCUAGUGAUUGUACCUUCAGCAUGGGGGAGGCUGCCCCCCAGGGAAGCCCAGUGCUGAGGGUGGGGGACCCGUGUCCUGGACAGAUGUCUGGCCAGGGAAAUGCUCCACCCCCUGUUGGAACCACAGACCCACGUGAGGAACCCCCACAUUAAGCCAGUGGCACCACACCCGCAGACGUCAGGCACAGUGCAGGGCACAGGACAGGGCCACAACCUGGCAGGAGGAGCAGUUGACAGAGAAGUUUCCAGGGGCCCAAGUUCAUAGUUUGAUGUGGCUUCUGCACAGCCCUCCAACCGCUGCCCAGUGCAGACCCGCCAUGGAGCCCUCUUCAGACGUUCCACUGCUCGGAGACAGGGAUCUGCCAGCCCUCUGCAGAUACUCUCUGGUCCCUGCACCCCCCCCUCCAAAGGGCUCUUUUCCAUUCCCUGGCCUGGACAGGUUGGGCUCAGGCAGAUACCCGCUCUUCACUGUGCCUCCUCUCAAAUCCAUUACCCCCUUUGUUACCUCCCUCACCUUUUCCCAUGGUGGCUGCCUCCCAGGUCCUGAGACUGUCAGCUCCUGAUUCCCCGUCUCUCCCACUCAACUCCUUCCCACCCCUCAUUGCCCUGGCCUCGUUUCUCCCAGACUGCCUCCCCUCCAUCUUCAAAUUGAGUUAAACAUUCUUAAACAUUUUAAAUCGCAUAUAUACGUUUGGUGCAUUCAGAUUCCUUUUUAAGUAUUUCUAGUAUCAAAUCAGGAAAGCCCACGGUUGCAUUAGUUCUCUGUCGUUGCUAUAAGAAUUUACCACAGACUUAGUGGCUUAAAAUACCACAAAUUUAUUAUAGUUCUGCAGGUCAAAAGUCUGGUACAGGUCUCCCCAGACUAAACUCAAGCUGCUAGCAAGGCUAUGUUCCUUUCUGGAAGUUCUAGGGGAGCCUAGAGCCAUUUCCUAGGUUUCCAUCUUCUGUUCCUUCAGCUUGGGUCUGCAGGUGUCAGGCAUGGUGCAAGCUGUGGGCGCUGGGCAGGAAUUCAUUUCCUUGCAAUGGUAGGGCCAAGGUCCCCAUUUUCUUGCCCUGAAAGAAACUGAAGGUCAUUGUCAGCUUCCACAGGCACCACAUUCCUUGGCUCACGUACCCAUCUUCCAUCUCCAAAGCCAGCAACAACUAGUUAAGUCUUUCUCAUGAACCGUCUGUCUGGUUUUUUGCAGCCAGGAAAGCCUCAUGUAAUUAGGUUGGGUCUACCUGGAUAAUCCAGAAUAAUCUCCCUACCGCAAGGUUCCUUAAUCAUACCUACAAAAUCCUUUUUGCCAUAUAAAGUAACGUUCACAGGUUCUGGGGUUACAGCACGGACAUCUUGGAGGGAAGGUGUCCUUUCUCCACCUACCACAUUGCCCUAACCAAAAACCAAACCAAAACCAAGUUACCAAGGUGUCUCAAAUAAAUUAAAUGUACAAACAUGGUGAAUCUCAAGUUGUCUUAAACACCCCAAUACUCUACAAAGUUAUCCAAAUUCUUACAUCUUCCAACUUAAAUAACAAAUCUAAAAUAACUUACACGUCCAGUUGGAAAUUCUAAUGCUAUCAUCUUAAAAUAAUUUGAGUGUCAAAUGCAUAACAGAUUGUACCCGUGAUUUUUUUUUUAAUUCUUUUUUUAAUGUUUAUUCAUUUUUGAGACACAGAGAGACAGAGCAUGAAUGGGGGAAGGUCAGAGAGAAAGAGGGAGACACAGAAUCUGAAACAGGCUCCAGGCUCUGAGCUGUCAGCACAGAGCCCGAUGCGGGGCUCAAACUCACGGACUGCGAGAUCAUGACCUGAGCCGAGGUCGGAUGCCCAACUGACUGAGCCACCCAGGCGCCCAGAUUGUACCCGUGAUUAAACUGAACGCAAAAAUAUCAAUACUAUCAUGGCUCCAUUUAAUCAUGCUUAUGUUGAGGUUUUCAUUUUAACUUUUAUCUUUUCAAAGUUAUAUACAUAUCGUUUUAAAAGUGGAAUGCAUUUUUUUUUAACCAACAAUAAAUAACCAAUGCAGUCUCCAACUCUGUUUCCAAAUUUAACUCUUAGCUAUUUCUUCAGGCGUGUAAAACCCAUCUUCCACAAAAUGACACAUGCUUUUACUGCUUUUUAUUGGGUUUUCUACAUUAAGGUCUUCCCCGGCUGGUGUCCUGGGAGAAGAGCAGGAUCACUAGCCUCAGUUUCCUGACCCAGCAUCAUCCCAGUGUGGUGGGUAUUAUUACAGCUUCAUUACUGCAGGUCUCAGCAGAGAACAAGGUGUCCUAGGGUUAUAUUUGCUUUCUUGCACAACUUUUUGUUUUGCCUGGAGUUAAUAAUUGCCUUAUUUUUUGGUUUGCUUAGUUUUCUAUACAUGUCUCAUGAAUUCAUUCUUAGAUUCUCCUACUGAAGUGUGAACCUCUCAACACUUGAGAUUCAUUGCAUAACUGACUGCUCAGUUUCAUCUUUUCCCAGAGCCCCCACUGUGCCAGCUCUCUGCCCCAGGCUGCUUGUUCUUGGGCCUGUGACCCAGCUUUCAGCAUGAGUUAGUUGUUCCUUCACCAGCAUCCUGGAGCACCUCCUUUCUCCUUUGACUUGAUCCUUAGCUCUCAUCCUCCUUCCUUCACCCUCUGUUUGAGGAGGAACAUCCUCCAAGUUUCCUGAGAGAAGGUACAUGGGAAGUUAUGGAGUCUUUGCCUAUUUGUCCCUAGCCUACUCUUACAUCUGCUUGUUAGUGUAGCUAGGCACAAAAGUUUGCCUAAGUUGAAAAUUAUUCCUCCCAAGGAUUUUGAGAGUAUCAUGUGAUUUUCUUCUAGUCCCAAGAAUUCUCAUGCCUUUCUGAAUUCUGACCCCUUGUGAUUUCUGUCUCUCUCACUUCCUCUUCCUCUCUCUCCCUCCCUUUGGAAAUUCUCAAUGAUAGUUCUUCAUUUAAAACUUCUCUUUUAUCUGUUGUCCAGAGAUCCCAAUCCUUCAGUUCUAGG
This is a messenger RNA of Acinonyx jubatus (cheetah), 5310 nucleotides long. RefSeq names its product nuclear receptor binding protein 2 (gene NRBP2). The transcript is spliced from 16 exons. Gene Ontology annotation, biological process: intracellular signal transduction; endoplasmic reticulum to Golgi vesicle-mediated transport; protein phosphorylation. Lineage: Eukaryota; Metazoa; Chordata; Mammalia; Carnivora; Felidae. The record is from RefSeq and is a predicted model, not a curated record. The coding region runs from base 237 to 1988 and encodes 583 amino acids. Gene Ontology annotation, molecular function: protein serine/threonine kinase activity; ATP binding. Gene Ontology annotation, cellular component: cytoplasm; endomembrane system.